AUGGCUCAGCGUAAUGUAGAAUGGUACAGCGUACACACAUAUGGUGUAGCGCUGCGGGAAAUGGCUCAGCUUAAUGUCGAAUGGUACAGCGUACAUAAAAACAGUGUAGCGUUGUGUGAAAUGGCUCAGCGUAAUGUCGAAUGGCACAGCGUACAUACAAACAGUGUAGCGCUGCGUGAAAUGGCUCAGCGUAAUGUAGAAUGGUACAGCGUAAAUACAAACAGCGUAGCGUGCGUGAAGUGGCUUAGCAUAAUGUCGAAUGGUACAGCGUACACACAAAUGGUGUAGCGUUGCGUGAUAUGGCUCAGCGUAAUGUAGAAUGGUAUAGCGUAGACACAAAUAGUGCAUCGUUAGGUCUAAUAGCUUUGCAAAACAUCAGACGCUCUAUCUGA
Pocillopora meandrina is the source of this 392-nucleotide messenger RNA. The record is from the annotation of a GenBank genome assembly. NCBI's taxonomy places the organism in Eukaryota, Metazoa, Cnidaria, Anthozoa, Scleractinia, Pocilloporidae.